This is a messenger RNA of Pimephales promelas (fathead minnow), 1690 nucleotides long. Lineage: Eukaryota; Metazoa; Chordata; Actinopteri; Cypriniformes; Leuciscidae. The record is from RefSeq and is a predicted model, not a curated record.
GCGGGACUUUUAUUUUGGUUUAGUGAUCUGACGUCAUAAGUCGGCGCCGCGCUGCUGCCUCUUGUGAUUCGGCCCAAGAAAGGGCAACUCAGGUUGGAGUAACUGAGAACCACAUGACAUAAAGAUGGCAUUUAUUAAAGAGGAGAGUGAAAACAUGAAGAUUGAAGAAGUGGUAAAUGAAGAUACUGAGAGACAAACAGACCUGAUGCAGCUGAAAGAGGAGAGUCAAGAACCAAAGGAAAUUGAAGUGAAAAUACAGAAUGAGAAAGAAUAUAUUGACCAGGAUAUUGAAAAUGGAAAAAAAUGUUUUGGUUGCUCAAAGACAAAAAAGUCCACCUCACGAAAAAAAGGUCAAAAGGCAAAAAACAGACGCCAUUUUAACUGCCAACAGUGUGAGAAAAGUUUCACUCAUAGAGGAAACCUUAAUGUCCACAUGAGACUUCAUAAAGGAGAGAAGCCUUUCACCUGCCAGCAGUGUGGAAUAAGUUUCACUCAAAGAGGAAACUUUAACGUCCACAUGAAAAUUCACACUGGAGGAGACGCUUUCAUCUGCAAUCAUUGUGGGAAGAGCUUCUCACGAAAAGGAGGUCUUAAGACUCACAUGAGAGUUCACACCGGAGAGAACCCAUUCACAUGUGACCAGUGUGGAAAGAGUAUGAGAUUUAAAGCCACUUAUAAUAAACACAUGAGGAUUCACUCAAGAGGAAACAGUUUUGCAUGUCAUCAGUGUGAAAGGAGUUUCAUAGACGGUGAUCACCUUAAGAAUCAUGUAAUUACUCACAUUGGAGAGAAGCCUUUCAUGUGUCAUCACUGUGGAAAGACUUGUAAAAACAAAGCAAACCUUGACGUUCACAUAAGAAUUCACACGGGAGAGAAGCUUUAUAUCUGCCCUCAGUGUGACAAGAGUUUCACAUUUAAAGGAAACCUAAAGAUUCACAUAAGAGUUCACACAGGAGAGAGGCCUUUCACGUGCCCUCAGUGUGGAAGUAGUUUUAUGUAUAAAAGAGACCUGAAACGUCAUUUGCACACUCAUUCUGACAAGAAACUGGAGUGAUCUGUGCAUGAGGUUUAGUAAAAGGAGCUAUUUCAAAAAUCACUUGUGCAUUCACAAUAUUAGAUAAGCUUCUAUAUUGCUGUAAAACUCCAUGAAGAAUGAAGUGUGUGUGUGUGUAGAGAGUGAGAGAGAGAAAAGGAACUGAAUAAUGAAUAUUGAACAUUGCAUUGAAUUAUUUGAUUAAACUUAAAAGAUUGUUCAUAUAUAAUAUAUUUGUGUAUGUAUAUAUAAAAAAAAUUCAUAUAGACUGUAUACAUAUAAGUAUAAUACAUAAACAUUUUAUAUAAAAGCAAACUUAUGUUAGAUACGAUUAUGCAAAAACACUUAUAAUAACACAUUGUUUUAAACAUUCUGUAAUAAUGCUUUGUAUAUUUUAGGGACAAUUUAUAUAGGUGGGAUUGGAUUAUUUAGUGAUUUUCUAUUACAAUCUUAGGCUUCUGAUUCAUACAUUCAACUGUAAUUUUACAUGAGAUUAUUCAGUCUUAUUACUAGUUAAAAAUAACAAUGUUCUGCGUCAAAGACCUCCUGUGGUAAAAAAACACAUUUUUAAUGUUUAUGUCUAUGUGCUGCUGCUUUAAUACAAACCUUAUUCAGAAUUCAGUCAACAUCACUGCGGAGUAUUUUCUCAUUAAACUG